Molecule: messenger RNA, 1289 nt
Organism: Sycon ciliatum
Lineage: Eukaryota; Metazoa; Porifera; Calcarea; Leucosolenida; Sycettidae
Product: electron transfer flavoprotein subunit beta-like
Exons: 1
Coding region: 129-893 (254 amino acids)
Biological process (GO): fatty acid beta-oxidation using acyl-CoA dehydrogenase; amino acid catabolic process
Cellular component (GO): mitochondrion
Molecular function (GO): electron transfer activity
Source: RefSeq, a predicted model, not a curated record
GCUUUUUUGAUAUUUUGACACCACGAUUGAAGAGUCGAUUCUGAUGCUUUGUCUUGGCCUUGAGAAGUGUUAGUUGGGUCUUGAGUUUGGCGGACUGCUCGAGUUGAGUAGCUUGGCAAGAAAGAAUCAUGUCGCUACGAGUCUUGGUUGGAUGCAAGCGGGUGAUUGACUAUGCUGUGAAAGUCCGAGUCAAGCCCGACAGCUCUGGAGUUGUCACGCAAGGAGUCAAGCACAGCAUGAAUCCAUUCGAUGAGAUUGCUGUAGAGCAGGCUCUGCAGUUGAAAGAACAGAAGCUGGCUUCGGAGGUUGUCGCCUUCAGCUGUGGUCCGGCACAGUGCGUGGAGACUCUGAGAACUGCCCUAGCCAUGGGUGCAGACAGAGCCAUUCACGUAAACGUUGAGGGCGCUGAAUAUGAGAAUAUGCAGCCUCUGGCAGUGGCUAAGAUCAUGAAGAAGCUGGUCGAAAAAGAGGAGGCGAACCUAGUUAUUGUAGGGAAGCAGGCAAUUGACGAUGACUGCAAUCAGACUGGUCAGAUGCUAGCAGGCCUACUGGGAUGGUCACAAGGAACGUUUGCAUCUAAGAUUGAUGUUGAUGGUGAGCAGCUGAAUGUUGUCCGAGAAGUCGAUGGUGGACUGGAGACCGUUCAGGUACGCUUGCCGUCAGUUGUCUCUGCUGACUUGCGCCUUAACACUCCCCGCUAUGCCACGUUACCCAAUAUUAUGAAAGCUAAGAAGAAGCCCCUGGACAAGAUGUCUGCUGGUGAUCUGGGUGUUGAUGUAGCAUCAAAAGUCAGCACAGUUCGCGUCAGUGAACCGCCUGUGCGCCAGGCUGGUAGCAAAGUCGAGAGUGUGCCAGACCUUAUUCAGAAGUUGAAAGAGAAGGGUGCUCUAUGAGCUGCUCUGCACAUGGGAGCUCCGGACUGAUGCUAUUUUCUUUUUAUAAAUUUCUGCUGGAACCUUUGGGAGCAAGUUGUAUGAUGUCGGAAAACUAAUGAAACCCAGUUGUGAAUAGUGUGGAUCACUGUGACCAUUACAUGUAGUGCUGAAGCGAUUACGAUUUAUUGUUAGUGGCUUAGCUGUUACCGUAAUGAUCAGCUUAUCGGCUAACCAUAUCUCACAGGUGAUCUGCACUUUCCAUUUAGUUGUGAGUAGCAACGUUUGCGAGAGUACUCAUCUUGCCUUUGUUCAAGAUAUGCCCAGGCACCAUACCUGGGAUGUUGAGACAAUACAAUCAGUCAUUUAAGGUUCGGCAACAUGGAAACCAUGUAAAACUAAAGACACUGCUUCGAA